AUGCUUAUUGAUGAACAAGGACAAAUUGUUGGUAAUCAUGAACAAAUAUCAUAUAUGUCUGUUCAUGAUUGUAAUACUAAAUAUAAUAUUUAUUUACUUUAUUCAAGUCAACCCACAAAUUUAUCCAUCAAUUAUUCAAUUCGUAUUGAUGCUUUUGAUAAAAUCACUUUAGACUAUUGGACUAGUUGGUAUUUAUCUAUACCAUUUUCAUUUUUACCAGUUAAUCGUAUUGCUACUCAAUUAUUUACUUAUGAUCUAGAAGAAGAACACAAAGAAUCAUGUUCAUUAUCAUGUGAAAAUCAUAGUCGAUAUGAAACAAUAACAAAAAUAACAUCAUCUUUACUCAUUCAUUUUAUCACAACCUUUCAAGAUACAAGACAUGAACAAACAACUAUAGUUAAAAGAAUUUCUUUUGAUCAACCUAUCAUUAGAAUUAGUGUAGCACAAUCAUUUAAUCUUAUUUUUAUUCAAGUACCUAAUCAAGAUUAUUAUUUGUCUGUAAUAAGACAAAGAUUUAUAUCGUUAGAGAAAAUUUAUACUCAAAUAUUAUCAAAACAACGUUGUUCUUCUCUUGAAGAAAUCCUUAAUAAAACAUUUGUUAGUUAUGAAUAUUUUAAUCGUACAAAAUAUUAUCCACUUUUAUGUUGA
Rotaria sp. Silwood1 is the source of this 648-nucleotide messenger RNA. Lineage: Eukaryota; Metazoa; Rotifera; Eurotatoria; Philodinida; Philodinidae. The record is from the annotation of a GenBank genome assembly.